This is a messenger RNA of Protobothrops mucrosquamatus (brown spotted pit viper), 1788 nucleotides long. It is a transcript of the gene TEPSIN, whose product is annotated as TEPSIN adaptor related protein complex 4 accessory protein. The coding region runs from base 10 to 1776 and encodes 588 amino acids. The record is from RefSeq and is a predicted model, not a curated record. The transcript is spliced from 13 exons. Lineage: Eukaryota; Metazoa; Chordata; Lepidosauria; Squamata; Viperidae. Gene Ontology annotation, cellular component: trans-Golgi network membrane.
GAAAUCACGAUGGCGGCUGUACCUUUGCGAGAUCGUUUGAGUUUCUUGACUCGGUUACCCACUCUAAUCAAAGGUACCUCAGAUGAUGAAGUUCCAUGCCCAGGCUAUCUGCUUGAAGAGAUUGCCAAGAUCUCCCAUGAAUCAACAGGAAGCAGUCACUGUCUUAUUGAAUACCUCCUCAAUCGUCUUCAGAACAACUCAUGCCACAUCAAGCUGAAGGUGCUUAAGAUCCUGCUCUAUAUGUGCACCCAUGGCUCGUCACCUUUCCUUCUGCAGCUUAAGAGGAAUUCUUCAUUCAUUCAGGAAGCCAUAGGAUUCACAGGGCCUCCUGAUCCUCUCCAUGGCAACAGCUUGUAUCAGAAGGUGCGGAUGACUGCACAGGACCUGGCAGGCACUUUAUUUUCAGAUGUGCUGUUGCCUCAGUGUGUUACUCGCCCACCUAAAGAACUGCCUUCAGCAGGUAUGGGAAAUAGGUCUAGCCCCCAUGGCUCUCUCGAAGGCUUUGGUUUUGAAAAGAACAGCUCUGUAUCCCCUGGCAAAAGUCUGCUGGCUACCAUCCAGAAGGCAGCUGAGGUGGUUGCCAAUGUGGUGCUCCCUGGUCAGGAACUCACCUGUCCCCCUCAGAGGGAGCUGGCGGACAAUGUCUACGAGCCAGUGAUGGCACCUUCUCCUGGCACAAGCCCUGCCUUGCUCACUAAGCCACCGGCAACCCUAGCCAAGAAGAUGCGAGUGAACCAUCAACCUGGGCAAGCAGGAGGUGGGUGGGAGGAACUGGAUACCGGGCUCAGCUCCCAGAAUUCCUUGCAAGAGAAUAGCGACCUGAGCAGAACUUCGGAAUCUGACAGCAAAGCAGACAGUGAAAAUCAUUCCAGCGAUAAUCAUUCCAGCGCCCUGGAGCCAGGCAGUGCUGCUGACAGGAUGGAAGCGGAAAACCUGAAUGAUUGUCUUCAAGAAAUGAGUCUUGUCACUGGAUUAACCAGGGGUUCCAAAGUCUUCCUGACUCGUGAGGAAACCCAGCACUUCAUCAAAGAGUGCGGAUUGCUGAACUGUGAAGUCGUCUUGGCCCUGCUUAACCGAACCUUGAAGGACCCCAGCGAGGCCAUCUGUAUGAGAGCAAUGUGUGCCAUCUCUUCCCUUAUGUGUUCUGACUUGCUCUCCCAGGAUCAUAUCUUUGCUGUCACACAGCAACACUUGCAGGAGCUUAGUGAAGGGAGCCCGGGGUGCGUAGCCAACAAAGCAACAAAGAUAUCGCGUCAGUUCGAAGCCCUCUGCCGAAGCCAUUCCACUCCCAAGAAUCCACCGCCGGUUGCUGCCUCCUGUUUCUCUGCCAAGACCACCUUGGAGCAUGCGGACGACCUGCUGACAAAUACGGUGCCCUUCUCAGAAGACUCCUUCCUGAAGCCCAUUAACCUGUCACUGCAGCCCUCCCAAGCCCCCAAGCUCAUCACCAGUAACAUGUUCCUACCAGCAGGACAGAUGCCAGAAUCUCUGUCCUGUGGCCAAUUGGAUGUCCUGCCACCUGAUCUCAGUCAGCAGAGGGCAGAAGGCAGACUGCCAGACUCUGACCCCCAAGAAGAAAGGCCCCCAAGGGGUGAUCCAGAUGGCACCGUUUCUUUAUUUGCUGGCAUGGAACUGAUCGCACCUUCAAGCCUGGCACUAGUAGCAUCUGUGCAGGGUUGCAUUUCUCCAGCACCACACACAGCAUCUUGCCCUGGGAUUACUAGGGAUAGCGAGGACAACCAGCAACUUUCUGCUUUUCCCUUCCUUCACGUAUAGCCCUUCCCUGGU